AUGGUCAAGGGACUGAAAAGUGACUGUCUUUGCACCCGCACUCCGCCAUAUCUGUCAACUUCCGGAUAUCAAAUCAUAGCUGUCGCCGAACGCUUACAUAUCGAUGGUCCAAUAAACAGGUCUCCUCGACUCGAAUUUAACGUCAGUUUCUUCACUUUUUAUCUGUAUCUUCUUUCUUUUUAUCUAUGUUUCUUUCUUUCUUUCUCUCUUUCUCUCUUCUUCUUUGCGAUAGCCAUCUUCACAAUCCUUCCCUUUCGUGAUCCUUUCUCUAAAGUCUCUUUCUCUAUCACUUUGUCGCUCUUUUUUUCACCCUUCGCUUCUCUUCCUCUUUCUUUAGUCUCCCCGUGUGAACUGCAAUCCUUUCCUUUCUUCUAUGCCCAUGUCUACUCUUCUCUUUUCACUCUCCCAGUGUCCUUUUUUACGACUUUGACACGCUUUUCUCUCUCUACUCCCUUCUCCUUCCUUAAUUUCCCUCUUUACACUCCAUCCUUAUUCUCUCUCCUAAAAAAUCUGUCCUUACUCUCCUUCUUUACUCUCCUACUUUCUCUCCUUACUCUACAACCUUACUCUCCCUCUUUAUUUUCCAUCCCUAAAAUCCUACCUUCAAAUCCUUCCUUACUCUCCCUACUUACCCUCCUUCUUAAAAUCAUCUUUACUCUCCUUCCUUACUCUCCUUCUUUACUCUCCCUCCUUAUUCUCCGUCCUUACUCUCCACCCUUGCUCUCCUUCCUUAAUCUCCCUCUUUACACUUCUUCCUUAUUCUCUCUCCUUAAAAUCUUCUUUACUCUCCUUCCUUACUCUCCUUCCUUACUCUCCCUCCUUAUUCUUCUUCCUUUCUCUCCUUCUUUAUUCUCCCUACUUAAAAUCCUCCCUUCAAAUCCUUCCUUACUCUCCUUCUUUACUCUUCUUCCUUACCAUCCUCCUUACUCUCCUUUAUUAUUCUGCUUCUUUCAAAUCCUUCUUCAUUCUUCCUGCUUAAUCUCUUUUCUUACUCUCCUUCAUUCAAAUCCUUCCUUAAUCUCCCUCCUUAAUCUCCUUCCUUACUCUCCCUCCUUAAAAUCCUUCCUUACUCUUCACCUUUCUUCAUUAAUCCCCUUUUUACUCUAUUUCAUAAUAUCCCUGGUUAUUCGCCCUCAUAUUCGCCUUCCUUACUCUCCCUUUUUACUCUCCUCCCUUACUCUCCUUCUCCAAUUCUUUUUUCUCCUUACUUGUCUUCUUUAUUCUCCUUUCUUACUCUCUCUCUCUCCUUCAUUACUCUUACGCCUUACCUCCCUCCUUUGCUCCCUUUCUUUAAACUACUUCCAUAGUAUCCCUUUUUAUUCACUCUCUUACCCGCCUUCCUUACUCUCCUCUUUACUCUACAUCCCUGCAUUUCAUUCUCUUUGUGUUUACAAUACUGCAUUUCUUCCCACUGACACUUUUCUUUUGCUCUUCUUUAUAUACAUAUAUCACCCUUUCUCUUGUUUAUAUCUAUCUAUCUAUCUAUCUAUCUAUCUAUCUAUCUAUCUAUCUAUUUUAGUCUGUUCAUAUCAUUCUAUCUAUGUAGGUAACGAGCUAUUGCUAUUCUAUUCAUAUCUAUAUAUCUAUCUAUCUAAAUAUGUUAUCCAUCUAUUCCAAUCUGUCCAUUAUCUAUCUAUCUAUCUAUCUAUCUAUCUAUCUAUCUAUCUAUCUAUCUCUUCCUUUUCCUUCAUUAUCUAUCUAUCUAUCUAUCUAUCUAUCUAUCUAUCUAUCUGA
Acanthosepion pharaonis is the source of this 1734-nucleotide messenger RNA. The record is from the annotation of a GenBank genome assembly. NCBI's taxonomy places the organism in Eukaryota, Metazoa, Mollusca, Cephalopoda, Sepiida, Sepiidae.